AUGCCAUCCUUAAGGUCUCGCAAAAACAAUGUGGCAGAUCAGAUGCCAGAGACCGAUAUUUAUGGGGCAGGACAAAUGCCCAACACCAAACAUGACGAUGUCGCACAAUCAAGCCGACCAUCUUCAAUCGCCAAUCCCGAAUUUUCCUGCAAUCCCGAAACCCCUUUAGCCGUAUUCACGUCCCAUGAUGGCUCUAAAGCUGCUGGCAGCUCUUCGCCUCCCGCCGCGAAUGUGACACCGCCGGAGAUUUUGCUCCAAAUAUACUCGAUGUUGACCCCGCGCGACUUUGAUAAUGCACGAAGAACAUGCUCCCAAUGGAUGCGUGUGAGUUUGAAUCGACAUUUACUGGAGGGCAUGCUGAAACGGGCAGGAUGGUGGGAUGCAUAUCUGCAAGAUGCUACGAAACAACAGAUUAGACGCCGCUCAUCCGGCGAGGAAAGCGAUGUAUGGAAAAUGAGUCGCCGGUUCGCGACAGAGUGCCUUCUUUCUGGGCGGAAAUCAAAUGUUGAGAGACCCGGUUUUAUAACCUCGGAAGUCAUCGACUUCUCUGGAUUAUCACAAGGCCUAUCCAAGGUAAAAGCCCAUGCCGGCCUCUCGCAUAUUCUGUCCAAGGCAGCGCGAAAUGAAGUCCAGCAAUCCCCGUCGACUUUCAGCAUAAGCAGCUGCGGCAAUUAUUUGCUUGUAACUGCUGGCUGCAUGAUCUACGUAUUCCAGCUCCUCCAACGGACACCCAAAUUCAUGUCUUCGGUAGAUUCGAACGACACGGACCUAGUGCCGAUCACGAGCAUAUCAUGUCCCUACGAGGUCCUAUCCGCCACAUUAGAUACAACUACACCGCGCAGUGUGAUCGCAGCAUUACUACGGAAUCGGAUUGGAAUGGUGUGCGACGUGGAUCUUUCAGAGUCCAGGCCGAGCACCAACACUUCCGUGUCCGCUGGGCUGACAGCGAACACCCCUCAGACACCCCUCAAUUCCAAUUCCAUCAACAAUAUCUCGCCUCAUUACUAUUACAAUGUCUGCUCUGAGGACCACCCACCGCGAACUAUCGCACUCUGUCCUGGCCGUCGAUGCGUAGCGUUUGGAUGUGCUAGAGGCAUCGAAGUCCACUGGGUCGAUGAGACCACCGGCCAAGACCAACGCCGAAAUUUUCCUAUGUCUCAGCCAUCAGAAAUUCUGCACUUCUUACCCAGCACGCCUGAGAGCCCGAUGGAAUUGCGUCUUAUUUCUUCACUGACUGGACCAGGUUCGGCGACGCCCCCAAAUACGUCCAAUCUCAGUCUCGUCCGAGCAACCCAUUGUCACCACUACCGCGCCGUCCCCAUCAACGACGGCUUCCACAUUAUCUUCGUCGAGCCUCGCACCGGACUUCUCUGUAUCGGCUCCGACGCCCCCAUCGGCGGGCCUACCAGUCUCACUCGCGCAUUUGUAUGUGUCCCACCCUUUGGUAAAGAUGGACGAGAAUUCUCGGACAAUAUCAACAACGCGCGUGUGCCUACCGUGUUCACCGUUGGCUCCGAUCUCAGCUGGGGCCUGCGGGUCGUGGCCGCCUACAAUGACCGCAUCGUGCUGUACUCCGUGCCGCUGGAUGUCUUCAACGUCAUCCGCAAGGAGCGCGAACGCCAAGGCGACGGCGUCAUGGGCGACAGCGACCUGGCGCGCGACUGGUUCGUCGACACCGAGCGCUUCCGCAAGCGCCGCGAGAGCCUGGUCCAGAACCAAAAUGGCGACUGGGAGUUCUUGCUGAGUGUCAGCUACCGGCCGACGGCGAUGAUGUGGCCAUUUAAGAUCUACGGCAAGGAGAUCGGGCGCGUGGACAACCUGGUCGAGCUGGCGUUGCAGUCGUCGAGUGGCGGCGCCAGAAUCUGGGCAUUUAGUGCGGCGGGGGAAGCGCGCGUUUUCGACGUCGAUACGGUCUCAUCUGCGGCGCGGACUGCGGCCGAUAUUCCAUGCAAGAUUGUGACGGUUGGUCCGGAUGGGAGGCCGGCAUCAUCACGGCUUAUUGAUCGGUCUGAGCUGGGCUCCCUGUCUCUUCGUGGCUCGCGCAAGCGCAAGGCAGCUGAGCUGCGCGACGCGUUCGCGGGCCGGUAUGGUACGAGUCGCUUCGUGCCGAGCAUGGCAUUAGGUGGUUUUGAGCCAUCUGGCCUUGCAGCCACGGCGAUGGCCCAGAGUGAGGAACCAACGGUUCGUCGUCCGUCGUUUGCAGCCUGCAUUGUGGAUUUCAAGAUCCCUGAAUUAGGGCCGCGGGAGGGUCGAUGGAGAGCCGACGGCUGA
Messenger RNA from Penicillium macrosclerotiorum, 2271 nucleotides. RefSeq names its product F-box protein. The record is from RefSeq and is a predicted model, not a curated record. Bases 1 to 2271 code for a protein of 756 amino acids. NCBI's taxonomy places the organism in Eukaryota, Fungi, Ascomycota, Eurotiomycetes, Eurotiales, Aspergillaceae. Gene Ontology annotation, molecular function: protein binding. The transcript has 2 exons.